This is a messenger RNA of Eimeria mitis, 249 nucleotides long. RefSeq lists its product as uncharacterized. The record is from RefSeq and is a predicted model, not a curated record. The coding region runs from base 1 to 249 and encodes 82 amino acids. Lineage: Eukaryota; Apicomplexa; Conoidasida; Eucoccidiorida; Eimeriidae. The transcript has 2 exons.
AUGCUGCUGCUGCUGCUGCUGCAGCAACAACAGCAGCAGCAACAGCAGCAACAACAGCAGCAGCAGCAGCAACUGCAGCAGCAACUGCCUCGCCCUCUUCUGAAUCACCUGGCGGCCGCAGAACUGCAGCAGGAGCAGCAGCUCGAGGGCGGCGGCCUUACAAAAGACAAGGAGAGGAGACCCCCGAAGCAGCAGCAGCAGCAGCAGCAACAGCAGCAGCAGCAGCAGCACUGCGCAUGCGUUUCUUAG